AUCUUCGUUACUCAGGUUUCAGAUCAGUUAUUAUGUUAGUGACUAUAUCGCAUCUCGAGUUCACGGUUUUGUUGAACUGCGCUUGCAAUGAAAAUAAAAAUAUUAAAAUGCGCACUCCUUUUACUUCCGGAAUUUGAGAGCUCACAUUAUCGUUAUUUUUUUCUCCACGAAUGUGUAAAAGUCGAUGUUGGUAAUAUUUAGAUGUACAUUUUAUACGUCACUAUUGACUUUUUAGACAGCAUAAUCGCAGUAAAAAUAUAAUUUGUUUUGGCUUGUCAAGGGUGAACAAUGUGUACGUGCUUAGUAUUUUACAAAAGUUAUUCAUUUGCCAAGAUACCAACGAUAGAUGUAAACAGCAAUUACAGUAACGUACUUGGAAAUAUUCUUCAAUGGUGUUAGAUAUCCAAGCUACUUGUGAUAACACUUCUUGUAUGGCAUAUAAUGAAAACUUCCAUAAUCAUAGUUAAGAAGUACACAAUAAAACAGUCCAGUCCAUUCGAGCAUAAGUAGUGAACUCUUUGAUCGUCAAAAGAAUAAUUAAAGAGCUUCGUGACGGAGGGCCUUCGUACGGCUUUAGCGCGGCUGCGGCAUGGCACAUCAUCUGGAAGCUCAUUGCCCAAUACUCCAAAAACGCCAUCGACUCCAGAUCAUGCAAACCACGAAUGUCCAGAACAUCGUGGUUCCAAAGGAUGUUGUGUGACGGCUGUAACGAAAAAGAGCAGCGUGAGAGCUGAAGGUGCUACUGGCAUCAUAUCAUCGUCGCGUGAAAAUCUUCAUCGUCAUGUCGACAGAUUCAACGCGCGCGACGGUGAUCUGCUUGCCCACGCAGCUUCGGCUUUACGCCGCUUGCAUUUCAAAUCAUUGGGCGGUAGUCGAACGGUUCCCAAACUUGUCAUCAUGGGAUCCAGUACUACUUCGGAAAAUACUGUCAACACCAGCACCGACAGUGCCAAUACCGUGGUCACUAUGGUGACAACUACAGACGGUGAACAGCAUGACGAUAGCCUGGAUUUAAUAGACGUACCCUCUGAGUUAUCACCCCCAAUAGUAAACGAAGUUUUUAAUGCAGCUUCAACCAUUAGAGUAAACACAACUAGCGCAACCCCUGUCACUCACCAAAAUGAUGCAACAAUUUUAAAAGAAGCAAUGCUGCAAAAAUGUACUAUACCUGUAUUUUCAUCAAUCGUUGCAUCUGUGACGGCCGCCAUUCAAUCGGAUGACGAUGAAAAAUGUUCUAUACCAAUGACAUCAAAUAAUAAUUUUAAUGGUCUUGAUAGUCCUGGUGUGCCACCACCCACUCCUAUGCUUGGGUUGCACCAAGAAUCAAGAUUCACAUUUCCGGACCAAAAUCGUAAAAUACCCACCCUGCCAGAUCUCAAAACAACUGAUUUUUUUAGCCAAGCUGUAGGAGGUUCUAUGGAUGAAGGCCAAGCCGAUGCAACACAACCGAAUUUGUAUUCUGCCAUAUCUGUGGCAAAGGAAAAUUUGCAAAUUCAAAUUAAUAAAAGCACUAAUAAUGUAAUAAAUGCUUCGAUCAUUAAUGAUAAAAAGGACCAUCAACAACAACAACAAUCUAUGACCAGUAGCGCUAAAACCUCUACCGUUGAUAAUAAAUUUUCCACUAAUACCGAAAAUAUAUCUGGGACCACUAAUGCUAACGCCACAAUUACCAACAAUAAACCAAAUAUCAAUGUGACUACUAAUCCGUUGGAUCUGCCACUUAACCAGGAAAUGAACAGUCAAGAUAGCUCAACAAGCAAUAAUUUGCAAGGACGUAAUCGGAGUGUGGGAUCUUUCUCCGUUGGAUCUUCCAAUACUUUUUCAAGACAAAGUGGAAGUACAAAGCGUGCAGCCCAAGCAACUAUUGUUGUACAACAACCUUCUCUUUCUUUAGAUAGUCCAGCAUCCACAAUAUUAUUAAAGUCAUCUGAUAGCAUUUCAAAAACACGCGAGGAAAGUGUUAAACAGCUUAUGGAUAGAACAAACAUGCUGACAUUGGAAGAUAUUCAUGAUUUUGAAAUGAGACACGGUAGUCCUCAUCACAGUCGAUCACAAUCAGUUCGUGCUUCGGGAAGUAGAUCAUCGGGUCGUCCUAAUUAUUUAUGCCUGCCUCAACAACGUUCGCGUGUAGCGAGUAUGCCUAAUACAGGCGUCGAAGAAGAAUAUUACCUCUUACGACAUUUCAGUAUAACUGGGAAAGGUGUCGUUAAUCGUGGUGAUUCUCUUAAAAGUCGACGGUCAAGAUCGAAUACGAGUGUAGCUUCAAGUAAUUCCAGUACGGAACAUCUCACUGCUUCGUAUCCGGGUUCUGCUCGGAAUUCUGCAGCAGGUUCAUUGGCAAGUUCUCGUGAAAGUAGUGCUUCUCAGGGUCCAGCUCCAUAUCGAGUGUUAAUGCUUGGAGCUUCGUCAGUGGGGAAAAGUUCUCUUGUAUCACAGUUUAUGACGUCGGAAUAUUUACAUGCUUACGAUACUUCUAUUGAUGACGAAUCUGGAGAAAAAACUGUCAGCGUUUUGUUAGCCGGUGAUGAAUCUGAACUAACUUUUGUUGAUCAUCCUUAUUCAGAAAUGACGCCCGAAAAUUGCAUAUCUUCAUAUGAACCUCAUGGUUACUGCAUUGUUUAUUCAACAACAGACCGUGCUUCUGUACGGGUAGCCGAAGAAGCACUUCAAAAUCUUUGGCGCAGCGAUCACAUACCUGCUAGAGCAGUUAUCCUCGUUGGAAAUAAAGUCGAUCUCGAAAGAAGUCGCUUGGUAUCGACAGAGGAAGGAAAAUCUAUGGCAAUUUCAUAUGACUGUAAAUUCAUCGAAACGUCAGUGAGCUUUAAUCAUAAUGUAGAUGAACUACUAGUGGGUUUACUAACGCAAAUCCGGCUGAAAUUAGAGAAUCCAGAGCGAAGUCGGGACUUAUACCGUCGUCGAUCACGACGCAAUCGCAGUCGUUCACCCUUCGGUUCAUGUUCAGAAACUAGUUCACCAAAGAAAUUUAGAGGCAACAGAAUAAGUACUAGUCUUAAAGUGCGUAAUCUUUUGGGUAAAGUAUGGGGACGUGACAGCAAAUCGAAAAGCUGCGAAAACUUGCACGUUUUGUAAAAAGAGACUUUACUAAAUCUGAACAUUGGCAAUGGUUUAUUUUCUAAUGACAUGAAUCUUGCUGAGAAAAUAUUCGUAUAUUUAAAUAAAAUCUCAGAUGAUAUCUUAUAGGAUUUUUAGGUGAAAAUCGAUUGGUUGAGUUAUGCAAGAUAUAAUUUUAAGAAAAUACGUCGAUGUUAGAAUAGUAAGGGUUCCCAAAUCCAGUAGGAGAAUGCUUUUAUGUUGAUUAAAAUAACAUAUUUUUAUACAUGUUAUAGGAUUGCUUGGUGCAUUAUUUUAUCUAUUUUAAACAAAUUCAUAACUUUAUAAUACAUAUUUUGAUACAAUCUAUUUUCUUUCUAGCAUUUUUUAUGUUUAUUAUAAAAUUUCAGUCAAUCAGAUAAUUUUUCAAUUUUUUUUCCUCUUUUGAUCUACUCAUUAAUCUUAAAUGUUACAAUAUCAUGAUUAUUAUUUAUAGAUUAUUAUACAAUUUUUUCUCACUCAAAUCUAAUGAUGCAAUUUUGACGCUAAAUUUAGACUUUCGUAAGAAAAAAUUGUACGUACAAUUUGUACAAAUAUGCUUAUUUUUAUUAUUACUUCUUUACUUUAUAAUGUGGACUUUGUGUGAUUUUUCCAUAACAUUAGAAAUAUCAAAACCUUAAGGGGUUAAAGUAAAUACAAAUAUUCACGAAAAAUCGUAGUUUAUCCUGCAAAAUCAUUGAUUGUAACUUGUAACAACGAAUCUCAAUUUUUUUCUAUAAACAAAUUGCAUUUUUUCCGCCAACAAAAUUUUUGUUGUUUAAACUUCAAUUUUUUGGAGCGUACAUUCCAUCGUUAAAAUGUGAUUCUUUUUCUGAAAACAGUAAUUAGUUUACAUAUUAUCCCGUUUUUAAAACUUUUAUAUAUUUCUAUCAAUUCUACUAUAUGUGUGAUUAUUUUAGAUAUUUACCAAAAAUUCUUGCAGUUUUAUGAUUGAUCAUUUACUACGAAACCACUGAAGAUGAAUUAUGAAAAUAAAAAUGUAUAAUUGCGUUGACCGUAAUUUUGAUUGUAAAUGAAUCUAAGGAAAUUUUUAAUGAUCUAUGUUGGUUUCACUUAAAUUGGGGCUUUUUCUUUAAAUCAGUAACCUGAACUGAAAAAAUACUGUAGUAAAUGUUUAUAAUAAUAUUUUUAAAGUGAAAAAAAAUGUUCAUUGGAUCUUUGCUCCAUUACACAGAACUCUCUUUGUAUUAUAAAGUAAGGAAUCGUUUAAGAUUUUACCUGAGAUCUGACGAAAAUUGUUUUUAGGAGAAUUUUGAAUAAACUCUUUGAAACUUUUAUACACUACUAAGAUGUUCAGAU
Trichogramma pretiosum is the source of this 4410-nucleotide messenger RNA. RefSeq lists its product as uncharacterized. The coding region runs from base 898 to 3090 and encodes 730 amino acids. Gene Ontology annotation, molecular function: GTPase activity; calcium channel regulator activity; GTP binding. The transcript has 12 exons. The record is from RefSeq and is a predicted model, not a curated record. Lineage: Eukaryota; Metazoa; Arthropoda; Insecta; Hymenoptera; Trichogrammatidae. Gene Ontology annotation, cellular component: plasma membrane.